AUGAGCAAGGUUCCCGAUGCCUGGGAGGACGAGUGGUCCAAUGCGGCCGAUGAACCGCCACCUGCUCCUUCGGAACCCAAGAAAGUCUCGUCAAAAGUGACAAAAGCCCAGCGAAGGGCGCAGCAGGCUGAAUUCAAUCGCCGGCUGUGGGCAGAAGCUGAAGGCCCUAGGGAAACCAACUACUUCCUCGAGUCGCGCAACGUCGUUCCGCUGCGGUCCGAGUUCAAACCCCCUCCGAUCCUCCUCUCGAGAAAAGGACCCAUAGUACAAUCACAGUCACCACGACCACCUACUGCCGGUCUUCAAGAUCUGAGCCUGAACAGUGAUAAGAAUAAUUCCGCUGACCGCGAGUCGUCCGAAGACGAAGAAGAGGUCAAGGCCCGCGAACUCUCUGUCGCGGAACGACAGGCCCAAGCCGCCAGGGACCGGGAGGAGAAACAGCGCAAAUAUGAAGAACGGAGACAAGAACUGUUCGGGACCUCUAGUACCAGUACAACACUGUCCACUCACCAGCAAGGCGGCCAUAACAAGUCGGGAACCUCCAGUCCCGGGAGUCUAACUCCGCCAGGUUCAAGAUCCGCGACGCCAAAUCGCAGUCGAGGUGGCAGAGGAGGGCGCCGCGGAGGAGCAAGUACGGCGGGGAACCACAACAUAAACUCACGAAAUCAAUCAAGAGGCGGAUCUCAACAUCGGGAACUAUAUGACCCCUCAUACGCUCCAAAGCCAGAUUCGGCGUACAUUCAGCGACGGGAGCGGGAGAACGGACUCGGAGGGCUCCGCGAUUCCUCUGGGGUAUCUCAGCAGCAGCAGCAGAGUCAAGAACCAAUCCGGGCACCGAGAGGGCCAGACGGGAGUGGCCGAGGCGGCUUUGGUUUUGUGACAAAACCGACGACGACGACGACGACAACAACAACAACAACAACAACGACAACCAUGCCUGUGCAAGCCGAAUUGGCCAAUAUAAGUCCCGGUGCUAUAGCCACAGAGGAUGCCACUCCUUCCGUUUCCGUCGACGAUACGAUGCGGACGCCUUUAUGA
This is a messenger RNA of Cladophialophora bantiana CBS 173.52, 1038 nucleotides long. RefSeq lists its product as uncharacterized. The coding region runs from base 1 to 1038 and encodes 345 amino acids. The transcript is spliced from 3 exons. NCBI's taxonomy places the organism in Eukaryota, Fungi, Ascomycota, Eurotiomycetes, Chaetothyriales, Herpotrichiellaceae. The record is from RefSeq and is a predicted model, not a curated record.